CACUUCUGAACUCUUCCUCUGUCCUCUGUUGGCACGAACAGAAAGAGGCUUCAAAAGAUCCAAAACCCCACCUUUUGCUUUUCAAUGCCUUCACCUCUCUAUAAGCAAAAGACACCCAUCUCUCUCUUUAGCUUUCUUGGAACCCGAGCGCUCUCUCUCUCUCUCUCUCUCUCAAACUUAGUACAAUGAGAAGGGGGAAGAGGUGCUUAUAAUUGAAAGGGUUCUCUGAUAUAAUGGCGGUUGUGAUGAUGGGUGGGGAUGAGAACAACCCAAUGUUUCAUGAUUUCUUGGGGAUGAGCUCUGGCGAUGGUGAUGAUAAUGGCUCCCCUGCUGUUAACAAAGGAGGAGAAAGGGAAAUGGAUGGAGAGAUUUCUGCUGGGAUUUCUUCAGAGAGGCCCGGGACAAAUAAUUCUGAGGUGUUUCACUUUCAUGGUACAAAGAAUGUUAUCUCGGAGCCAGAGGCUAGUAAUGCACUUUCAGGAAGAAAAAGGAGCAGCUUGUCCUCAUAUAUGAGUUUAAUAAGAGAGAAGAUGCUUUCGUUAGAAUCAGAUUCCCUUGAGAGUUCAUGUCUAAUGAAGACAUUUGGAAAAUCACAUGAUGAGGAUGAGAUGCCCUAUUCAAUUCAACUACCACCGAGAUCGGCUUCUUCGCUUUUAUUACAUCCACCUCUUGUUGGUAGAGCGGACACACUUAUUUCAAAAUGGGAUCGUUCUCCCGUUAACCCUGGCAUUAUGGGUCAAAGUGGGGCAAAUAUCAAUAAGUUUUCUUCGUCCUGUUCAUAUAAAGAUGUUAAUGUGGGUGCAACACUUAUACCCCAAGCUGCAGCAGAUGAAGGUUCUAGAACAGGAAUGAGAGGCUCUGGGAUUUUGAAUAUUAUUAACUCAAGUAGCAGUGGAGCUUGUGAGCUAAAGACGGCCGGGUCCCUCCCUUAUACUAACAGAUCUAAGGCUCCCCAAAUUGUUGAACCUGAAUCUUCUAAUGUGCCAGGUCGUUAUAACUUGGCAUCUUCCACCCGGCAGAUGACUAUAUUUUAUGCUGGUCAAGCACAUGUUUUUGAUGAUGUUCAUCCAAAUAAGGCUGAUGUUAUAAUGGCUUUGGCUGGAUCAAGUGGAGUCUCAUGGACUACUAACUGCUCUUUAAAGCCUGGUGUUUCUCCACCAGUCAACGUAGCUAUAGCUCCUAGAAAAGAGAAUGAGUUGCCAAAUAAUAACAACUUUCGAGUUCCUGCUCGAGGGCUUGUAAGUCAAGUUUCACAAAUUCCACUUACGAAUGAUCUACAGAGCCUAGCACCUGGGGUUCGUCAAGGUGAUAGAGCAGGCAGAAAAGCAGUGGAAUCUGAUAGAGACGGUAAAAAAGAUGCUUGAUAGAGGUCAGAGCCUCUUGCUCUGAGAAGCAUCAUUUGUUUUCAAGUUGGUAAUUUCAGGUUAAUAUGCUGUAUAUCAUUAAGCCUAUCCAUCUUGUAAGCUCAUAUCAGAUGAUUUUAUGUUUUCCUGACUUUUUGGUUAACGAAAGUAAAUCUUUCUUGGCAUA
Messenger RNA from Asparagus officinalis (garden asparagus), 1530 nucleotides. Its product is annotated as protein TIFY 8. Gene Ontology annotation, cellular component: nucleus. The transcript is spliced from 6 exons. Gene Ontology annotation, biological process: regulation of defense response; response to wounding; regulation of jasmonic acid mediated signaling pathway. Bases 234 to 1364 code for a protein of 376 amino acids. Lineage: Eukaryota; Viridiplantae; Streptophyta; Magnoliopsida; Asparagales; Asparagaceae. The record is from RefSeq and is a predicted model, not a curated record.